CUCGCAGUACGUAUCCCAUAUUUCAGAACCCCUUCGCUGGGCUCCAAACUCGACCGUUAGAGAUUCAAACCAGAGAGAGAGACUUCUUCUUUCCCAAUGCCAACCCUGAGAGAGAGAGCUAAAACCCUGGAAUCCCCUGCAAACCCUACCCAUCAAACCGACAAUGGCCAAGCCCAGACCACUGAGACCCAGGAGGUCUCGCUGUACGAGCAGUCCAGAGAGGAAAGAAUCAAAGAAAACCGAGAGAGAAUGAUGAAACUCGGCAUUUUCGACCUCUCUCUCAAGCUCAACUCCGUCAUCUCCACCAAGCGCACCGCCAGGACUCGCAAUACCGCUCCGCGGCCCUCUCCAACACCGCCGUCUGGACCGGCUCGCCGCUCUUCCCGGUUGCAGAAUGUGACGCCGAUUAGCUAUGUGGAAGUGGAUAUGGUGAAGAAGGGUAAGUCUUUGAAAGAUGAAGAUAUUUCGCUGGAAGAGGGUUCGAAGCCGGAGUUUUACACAGAAGAGCAUGAUAAGCUGUUGGGCAACACUGAGAAGAGCUGGACAUUAUUUGUGGAUGGUUAUGGGAAGGAUGGAAAGAGAAUUUAUGACCAAUUUAGAGGAAAGACUUGCCACCAAUGCAGGCAGAAAACGCUUGGAUAUCGGACUCGCUGUAGUGAAUGCAACAUGGUCCAAGGACAGUUUUGUGGAGAUUGUUUGUAUAUGAGAUAUGGGGAGCACGUACUUGAAGCCAUACAGAACCCUAAUUGGAUUUGCCCUGUCUGUCGUGGAAUCUGCAACUGCAGUUUGUGCCGGCAAGGAAAAGGAUGGCCUCCCACUGGUACUCUUUAUAGAAAGAUAUCAAAACUGGGCUUCAAAUCGGUUGCGCACUAUCUCAUUCAAACUCGACGCUUACAUGCGAAUUUAGAUAAAAAUGUAGAUGCUAGCAACCAAGUUUCUGCAAAGAGGUCACUGCCAUUCUCAGAUAUUGAAGCACAGCCCAAGGGAUCUCUUGAGGUUGACAGUAUUCACCUUCAAUCAUUAAAACCUCAAGCUGAAGUCAAAAGUGAGGAUGCAUUCAAGAGUGAAAAAGAGAACAAAAUGCAAAGUAGCCCAAAUCCAGGUUCUAACAAUAAAAUUUUUGCAAGGAGGUCAUUAUCCUUUUCAGAUAUAGGAGCACAGUCUGGAAAUUUGAAUCCUCCAGAGGUUGAUGAUCUCCAUGGGUUAUCAAAUUCGCGUUCUGAAGACAAGACAGAUGACCAGUUCAAAGGUGAAAAGGAGAAGGAACUCCAUUCUAUGGAUCAAGAACAUGGUCAUAGCAGUAAUGUGAUGGAAAGUCACCUAAAGGUUAACAAGCGUGCACUUCCCAAUUACCAAAGCCCAGAUGGUAUUGCUGGAAGGUUAAGGCAGAGGUGUAGAAAAGGCAACAGCCUCGAUGAUGAAAGGUCACAAGGGGUGAAUGAGAAAAUUUCAGAUGUCAAGGAGGCUGUAAAGAAUAUUUCAUCAGAAAACAAUGUAGAGAAUAAGAAGGAAAUGCAUUCUAAAGAAAUAGACAAGCAAGGUGCAGAUAAUGUUGCAUCAGAGAGAAGUUCAAAUCUUAAAAAAAAGCCAGCUCCUGCUGCUGAACCAAGCCUAGACAGUAUUGCUGGAAGAUUGAGGUCUAGAGGUAAAACAGCAUGAAGAUAAGAGAGUGCUCCUCUUUUGCCCUUCUGUACUGAACCCGUCUCUCUAAAUUUUCCUCCCUUUUUGCCAGAGUAUUGAGUUUACAAAACUCGUGACAUGUUGCAUAAAAUUGUACGAAACAGUGUUUUGGUAGGUUUCAGUCCGAACUCCGUUUUGCAACAUUUCAAAGUCUUUACUAAUUCUCC
This is a messenger RNA of Alnus glutinosa, 1847 nucleotides long. RefSeq lists its product as uncharacterized. The transcript has 5 exons. NCBI's taxonomy places the organism in Eukaryota, Viridiplantae, Streptophyta, Magnoliopsida, Fagales, Betulaceae. The coding region runs from base 97 to 1659 and encodes 520 amino acids. The record is from RefSeq and is a predicted model, not a curated record. Gene Ontology annotation, biological process: regulation of DNA-templated transcription. Gene Ontology annotation, cellular component: nucleus.